This is a messenger RNA of Cynocephalus volans (Philippine flying lemur), 3140 nucleotides long. It is a transcript of the gene TMEM43, whose product is annotated as transmembrane protein 43. Gene Ontology annotation, cellular component: nuclear envelope; nuclear inner membrane. The record is from RefSeq and is a predicted model, not a curated record. The transcript is spliced from 12 exons. Gene Ontology annotation, biological process: lipid metabolic process; nuclear membrane organization. Lineage: Eukaryota; Metazoa; Chordata; Mammalia; Dermoptera; Cynocephalidae. The coding region runs from base 121 to 1323 and encodes 400 amino acids.
GCCUGCGUUGCGCGCGGAUCUUUGCAGCUCGCGGGAGGGUAAGAGGCCACCGGAUUCUGCGCUGCAGUUGUCAGCCCACUUCCUAGAGCAGAACGAGGCGGCGGCGAGCCAGAUCUCACCAUGGCCGCAAAUUAUUCUAGUACAGGUACCAGGAGAGAACACAUCAAAAUUACACCUGACCCUCAGCCAGGCUUCCUGGAACGGCUGAGCGAGACCUGGGGCGGGAUGUUUAUGGGGCUCGUGACCUUCCUGUUCUCCUUCUACAUAAUUUUCACCAAUGAGGGCCGUGCAUUGAAGACAGCAACCUCACUGGCCGAAGGGCUCUCGCUUGUGGUGUCCCCCAACAGCAUCCACAGCGUGGCUCCAGAGAAUGAAGGGAAGCUGGUACACAUCAUCGGGGCCCUGCGGACGUCCAAGCUCUUGUCUGAUCCAAACUAUGGGGUACAUCUUCCGGCUGUGAAGCUGCGGAGGCACGUGGAGAUGUACCAGUGGGUAGAAACAGAAGAGUCCAGGGAGUACACCGAGGAUGGGCAGGUGAAGAAGGAGACGAGGUACUCCUACAACACUGAAUGGAGGUCAGAAAUCGUCAACAGCAAAAACUUCGACCGAGAAAUUGGCCACAAAAACCCCAGUGCGAUGGCAGUUGAGUCAUUCACGGCAACAGCCCCCUUUGUCCAAAUUGGCAGGUUUUUCCUCUCAGCAGGCCUCAUCGACAAGAUUGACAACUUCAAGCCACUGAGCCUGUCCAAGCUGGAGGACCCCCACGUGGACAUCAUUCGCCGGGGGGACUUUUUCUACCACAGUGAGAAUCCCAAGUAUCCAGAGGUCGGAGACCUGCGCAUCUCCUUUUCCUAUGCGGGACUUAGCGGCGAUGACCCCGACCUGGGCCUGGCUCACAUGGUCACUGUGGUUGCCCGGCAGCGGGGUGACCAGCUAGUCCCGUAUUCAACCAAGUCUGGGGACACCUUGCUGAUCCUGCACCAUGGGGACCUCUCAGCAGAGGAGGUGUUUCGAAGAGAACAGAAGAGCAACUCCAUGAAGACCUGGGGCCUGCGGGCUGCCGGCUGGAUGGCCAUGUUUAUGGGCCUCAACCUCAUGACGCGGAUCCUCUAUACCCUGGUGGACUGGUUUCCUGUCUUCCGAGACCUGGUCAACAUUGGCCUGAAAGCCUUUGCCUUCUGUGUGGCCACCUCGCUGACCCUGCUGACUGUGGCUGCUGGCUGGCUCUUCUACCGGCCCCUGUGGGCCCUGCUCAUUGCCUGCCUGGCCUUGGUGCCCAUCAUCAUUGCUCGGACACGAGUGUCAGCCAAAAAGCUGGAGUGAAACAGUCCCUAGCGCCCACCUGACACAUGCGUGAGCCUCAAGACCUGGGUCACCCCUGUGCUCUUCAGGGGCAGACUUGCAGCAUGUACGUCGGGUUUGGUUCACCAGUGAGCAUCCUCCCCACCCCUUUUCUUGCCAGUAAGCAGCUGUGGAGGGCAGAAGCAGCUGGUUAAUGGCAACCUAACAAGCAUUCUCCUGCUGGUUUCCUUCUGUUCUCUUGAGGCUGAGUGGGUGUGGCCAGGCUCCAGGGUUUGUUUCCCUGAACUCAGCUGAUCUGUCAGAUGAGGAGGCAGAGAUGCUCCAGAGGCCUGUUGAUGAAGGACUCAGCCUGUUAGCUCAGCCUAAGCUGCUGCUUAUCAUCGAAGACAAGUGCCAGGGCUCUGCCACGACCACCACCACAUCCAGGAUCCUAACGGGUGGCCUUUGCCCAUCACUGCUAAGCAGCACCGGAUUACCAACAGAUGGUCUGAGCACAUGCCCCACAGAACAGGAGCACCAGAAACCAAGUCUGUGGAUAGAACUUGAUUUGGUACUUAAAAAAAAAAAAAAAAAAAAAAAAACUGAAGAUUUCAUAAUGAGACAAACUGGACAUUUAUUGGGCUUUGCACAUAUUUCCUGGUUUGGCAUAAUCUUUUCAGUGUCUAGGAUGCCCAAAGGUCCUGUUUAAGUUUUUCUUCAUCAGUUCGUUGCUUCACUUCUUCACGUGUACUUUCCUACCCCGAGGGAGUGGUCUGAAAUAAAAUUUUAAAAAACAAAACAGAAACAUCCUGAAUGAUCCAACAUUUCAGACUAUUACAGAAAACACCCUUUAAUCUGUCAAUUGAAAUUAAUCCAGAGCGCAGAAAGGUGUUAACUUGGGGUAUGACAGCUGAUUAAAAAAUAAGUGACCUGUCAGUAUUCUGGGUCACUGGGAAACUUUGGAAGGGAUGCUUUUGAAACAAGUGUUAGCAAAGGAAUUUAUUUUCACUCUGGGAGGAGAUGGAGACUCUACAGGAUGGAGAAAAGCAUUUUUUUUUCAUCUUCUGGCAUCGGAAACUACUUAUUCACUUGAAGAUGGUUCUGAGUUUUUAGUCAACCAUUAAAGAAAAAGGCUGGAAGACUUAUACUAAGUGGGAUCCUUCACAGUGACCCCAGUCAACCAAAACCAAGAAUCAAAGGCCGAGGAUUGCUGUAGAAUGCCGAUGCCUGGCCCAGCUCCUCUCACUGCGGGAAGGCUUCUGACGUGGGCAUGCCAACAACAGGGGGCUGCUUGUGAGUGGAAUUUCUGUGUAAAGGGUCAGUAGCUUUACUGCUCCUAAGUAAAAUCCGCCCAAACUUUAUUCACAGUUUCUACGUUUCCCAACCACUCACAUCCUCUUAAAGUAUGUUGCAAGCUUGAUGUUUUAAAUGGUCCUCUAUGUCCUUUAUCUUGUUCAUAUUCAAAAACUGUUUUGCCCUUGCUGGUAGUGCUUGCUUUAGCAACUGAGUAUUUGGUAGCUGAAUAAGGUGAUCUAUAAUAAUCUCUUGUUGACCUGGGGUAUCUUCGCUGUAAACUGAGAUUCUUCACAUUAAAAGCACAGCCAGCCUCAGAGAUGACUAAUCUGGGUUUAGGAUUGAAAUAGUAUUCACUACUGCUUAUUAAAUGAACAAUUUCAUCAGAUCGCUCAACUCUUAAAUGAUGUUUUUGGAAAACACGGUAUAACUAGACAAUGACUAAAAACAAAAUCCUUGGGAUUUGGUUUGUGUAAUUUUUUCUAAUAUGGAUUUUUAAUUACUGCCAAUUUCAAAAGUGUUCGUAAAAAGCAAGACAAUGUUAAAAAUUUAAAGGCUUUGGAAAA